This is a messenger RNA of Phragmites australis (common reed), 709 nucleotides long. RefSeq lists its product as uncharacterized. Bases 169 to 591 code for a protein of 140 amino acids. The transcript has a single exon. NCBI's taxonomy places the organism in Eukaryota, Viridiplantae, Streptophyta, Magnoliopsida, Poales, Poaceae. Gene Ontology annotation, molecular function: carbon-sulfur lyase activity. The record is from RefSeq and is a predicted model, not a curated record.
ACCCGCUCAGGUGAGCGAGGAUUUCCACGCUUCUUCCGACCGCCCCUUUCUCUCCUACACAAGCUGUGCCCAAUAUUCUCGCGAAGAGAAGAAACCAGAGCUCAGCGGGGUACGAAGCCAACUGCAAAACGCCAAGAACUGAAGCUCUCUGGUUUCGCUGAUCACGCGAUGGGAUCUGAGGUUGUCCACAGCGGCGGGUGUCACUGCCGGCGCGUGCGGUGGCGAGUGGAGGCCCCCGCGAGCGUGGUGGCGUGGAUCUGCAACUGCUCCGACUGCUCCAUGCGCGGGAACACCCACUUCGUCGUCCCCGCCGCCAAGUUCCGGCUGGACCCCGGCGCGGAGGAGUCCCUCACCACCUACACCUUCGGCACGCACACGGCCAAGCACACCUUCUGCAAGGUCUGCGGCAUCACCUCGUUCUACACCCCGAGGUCCAACCCGGACGGCGUGGCGGUGACGGUGGCCUGCGUCGACCCGGGCACCCUGGCGCACGUCGAGUACAGGCGCGCCGACGGGAGGAACUGGGAGGAUUGGUUCGCGCGCAGCGACAUCGCCGGUUUCUCCAAGGCGGAGGCGGCGGCGGCGGAGUAGUGGUUACUGGUCAGGUCAGUUUGGUGGUUGCUGGGUGAACAAAAUAAAUGUGUUGCACCUGUGUAGUGAAUACUGUUGUGACUUGAGAAUAAAUGAGCAAUCGCUAGUUGGAGCUGGA